This is a messenger RNA of Suillus clintonianus, 1428 nucleotides long. RefSeq lists its product as uncharacterized. The transcript has 7 exons. The coding region runs from base 338 to 1291 and encodes 317 amino acids. The record is from RefSeq and is a predicted model, not a curated record. Lineage: Eukaryota; Fungi; Basidiomycota; Agaricomycetes; Boletales; Suillaceae.
UGGACCCACGACUUUACUAAGAACCUAUCUCAGAGUCUUGCCAAGAUUGACGAUGACCCUGUGUUCUCGUUUUGCGCGCUCAGCUGCUGCCCGCCAUGAAGGCAAGGCGCCAAAUGUCAAAUUAAAGGUUUGAUUAGAAUUGCUUAUCUGGUGCGAAACAUGCGUCCGACGGUCUGGCGUUCAAAGCAACUUCUAUUUUUUAGAAAGGCGAAGAUACUGCCGGUCCCUGAUUCAGUUACUGAUUGAACCGAACAUUUCUACUAUAUAACGAUACAGAUGGAACUGGCGAAGUUCGCCACCGUCGUAGCAUCCGCCCCAGGCCUAUUACCAUUUUGCCAUGGCUUCACCAGGUAUCCCGCUGGAUACCGCUACCAUCAUGUCAUCGGUGCUCGAAGGCAUUUUAUACGGCUUUUCAGUUCUCAUGUUCAUAGGGACCAUCUGGAUGAUCACCUACGGCCGUCGCAUACAGAACAUCAAUUGGCCAGCUACUGUAGUUGCCACCUUGAUGUUUUUGCUGAGUACCGCGCAUAUGGUCGUAGGCACCAUUCGUCUUGAAGAUGGACUAGUGAAAUAUCGUGACACGUUCCCAGGCGGUCCAGUGGCGUUCUUUGGAGACACUUCCGACAAAAUUUUUGUGGUCAAGUAUGUGAUAAUCGUUUUACAAACCCUGCUUGGCGACGGGGUGGUGAUUUAUCGAUGCUACCUCAUUUGGCAAUCUGUGUGGAUUGUCAUUGUACCUUGCAUUAUGUGGUGUGGUGUCGCAGCGUUUGGUGUUUUUACGGCCUGCAACUUUUCGCGAGCGUCGAUUGACAUCAAUAUCUUCACCCACAAGACUGGACAUUUGGUCGCGACGUUCAUAACCUUGACACUUGCAACCAAUUUGCUCAGUUCAGGAUUACUAGCAUAUCGCAUCUGGUUUCUCGAACGCAAGGUCUCUGCAAUUCGCACAACGAAGGGUAGAAUGCCUUUAUUACGCGUGCUUGUAGACGCUGCAAUUUUAUACUCUGCGACGCUCUGCUCCUCACUAAUAUGUUUCGCCCUCUCGAACAAUGGUCUAUAUAUUAUGGCAUACUUGAAUGUUCCGAUCAUCUCGAUUGCCUUCUACAUGGUGUUCAUUCGCAUCGCGAGCAAUCAACACAUUCAAGACUCGAUUGUCUUUGGAGCGCCAAGUGAAGUUGAACGAGGAAACUCCCAGCAAUAUCCUAUGCAGCCUUUGCACGGUAUAUACAUCCAGAAUGAUGUAUCCUUCUUGGGUGAUAGCCCAAAAGUACCGAUACAUACACUAGUUUAGUGUGCUUCGCUCCUGCAUAUACAGCUAUCCUCCUUAUUUAUUAUAACAUUCGGACAGUGGUAGCUAGUAACUACUCAGCGCGAGAACAUUAGGAUUGGACUAUAGAAUUUACCUUACAAUUCUGGACUUGUAUUUCA